AAAUUUUAAAGUGAUCUUAAGAAAAAUUUGCAGAAAAGUGAGAGAUUUGUGUAAGCCCUUUAGAAUAAAUCUGGCUAAAUAUCUAUACAUAUAUAUACAUAUAUACAAAUACGAUUCUGAAAUAUUAUAAAAGCAGAUAUUAAAAGCGCGAUAUAAAUGUUUAGUGUCCUCUAGUGCGUACAAGUUAGCGCACAUACUAAAAAUAAGUAAAAGCUAGAAACCAAAUUUUGAAAAAGCGUGACAGUUAAUUGAUCUAAAGAAUUACAACAUAAAAAAUAGAAUAUCACCUAAUACCCGAAAAAAUGGCACAAUUCGUAACGCACAUACAACCAACGCUGCUGGAGGCAUCACAAGGCCAUGUACCGCAUCACCAUGGCCAUCAAGUUGGUAUGCAGCAUUCAUCACAUUUACCACAUAGCGGACAUAAUAUGCCGUCACCGCCAACAUCCCACAAUCACCAUCCGCAUCCGCAUUCGCACCAUCAGCAGCAGCAUCAUCAGGAACAACACCAUCAUAAUCAUCAUCAUAGUCCACCAUCGCAACUGUCGUCGCCACCGAGUGGAGCACCAAUGCACCAUCAUCAUCACAUGGGUAAACAUGGAGGAGCCAAGCAUGAACAUUUUGUACAUCAUGGCACAGGCGAUGGCAACACAUCAUUUCUGCGCGCAGCCAGAGCUGGCAAUUUGGAACGAGUUUUGGAACAUUUAAAAAAUAAUAUUGACAUUAACACCAGCAACGCUAAUGGCUUGAAUGCACUGCAUUUGGCUUCCAAGGAUGGACAUACGCAUGUCGUGUCCGAGUUAUUGAAACGCGGUGCUAUUGUGGACAGCGCUACGAAGAAGGGUAACACCGCCUUGCAUAUUGCCUCACUCGCCGGCCAGGAGGCGGUAGUGCAACUUUUGCUCGAGCACAACGCCUCCGUGAAUGUACAGUCGCAGAAUGGUUUUACACCUCUUUAUAUGGCGGCGCAGGAGAAUCAUGACUCCGUCGUUAAGCUGCUUCUAGCCAAUGGCGCUAAUCAAAGUCUAGCUACGGAAGAUGGUUUUACACCACUGGCAGUGGCUAUGCAGCAAGGACAUGAUAAAGUUGUCGCUGUACUCUUGGAGAGUGACACGCGCGGUAAAGUGCGCUUACCUGCAUUGCAUAUUGCGGCCAAGAAAGACGAUGUCAAGGCCGCCACACUACUUUUGGAUAAUGACCACAAUCCCGAUGUGACUUCCAAAUCUGGCUUUACACCACUUCACAUUGCUUCCCACUAUGGCAACCAAGCCAUUGCUAAUUUACUCAUACAAAAAGGUGCUGAUGUUAAUUUCUGCGCCAAGCACAAUAUUAGUCCCUUGCAUGUUGCCGCCAAAUGGGGCAAGACCAAUAUGGUAUCGUUGCUGCUCGAGAAGGGUGCUAAUAUUGAGGCGAAAACACGUGAUGGUCUUACACCAUUACAUUGUGCGGCUCGUUCCGGCCACGAGCAAGUUGUCGAUAUGCUUUUGGAGCGCGGCGCACCGAUUAGUGCUAAAACGAAGAAUGGUCUCGCACCGCUGCAUAUGGCCGCACAGGGUGAGCAUGUAGAUGCCGCACGCAUUUUGCUCUAUCAUCGUGCUCCCGUUGACGAGGUGACCGUAGACUAUUUGACAGCACUACAUGUGGCCGCCCAUUGUGGACAUGCGCGUGUCGCAAAGUUAUUACUCGAUCGCAAUGCCGACGCGAAUGCACGUGCUCUGAACGGUUUCACGCCGUUGCACAUCGCGUGCAAGAAGAAUCGCAUUAAGGUGGUGGAGUUGUUGUUGCGUAACGACGCCAGUAUUAGUGCCACCACAGAGAGCGGCUUGACACCGCUGCAUGUAGCCGCCUUUAUGGGCUGUAUGAAUAUCGUUAUCUAUUUGUUGCAACAUGAAGCUAGUCCAGAUGUUCCGACCGUGCGCGGGGAGACGCCUCUGCAUUUGGCUGCAAGGGCAAAUCAGACUGAUAUAAUACGCAUUUUGUUACGCAAUGGGGCUCAAGUAGAUGCACGCGCUCGUGAACAGCAGACCCCGCUGCAUAUAGCCUCACGGCUCGGUAAUGUGGAUAUUGUAAUGUUGUUGUUGCAGCAUGGCGCUCAAGUUGAUGCCACGACCAAGGACAUGUACACCGCGUUACAUAUUGCUGCCAAGGAGGGUCAGGAUGAGGUCGCUGCUGUUUUGAUCGAGAACGGUGCAGCCUUAGACGCUGCCACAAAGAAAGGAUUCACACCACUACAUUUGACCGCCAAAUAUGGUCACAUCAAAGUUGCUCAAUUGCUGUUGCAAAAGGAGGCGGAUGUGGAUACACAGGGAAAGAACGGUGUGACACCAUUACAUGUCGCCUGUCAUUAUGAUAACCAAAAGGUCGCUUUAUUAUUGCUGGAGAAAGGCGCCAGUCCACAUGCAACAGCCAAAAAUGGACAUACACCAUUACAUAUUGCUGCACGUAAAAAUCAAAUGGAUAUUGCUACAACACUUCUAGAAUAUGGCGCUCAGGCUAAUGCCGAGAGCAAAGCCGGUUUUACGCCAUUGCAUUUGAGUUGUCAGGAGGGACACUCUGAGAUCUCCAAUUUGCUUAUCGAACACAAGGCUGGCGUGAAUCACCCCGCCAAGAAUGGCUUAACUCCAAUGCAUUUAUGCGCACAGGAGGAUAAUGUGAAUGUGGCUGAAAUCUUGCAGCGCAAUGGCGCUAACACAGACAUGGCCACCAAAGCUGGCUAUACACCACUACACGUGGCUGCCCAUUUCGGUCAAGCCAAUAUGGUGCGAUUUUUGCUACAACAUGGCGCCAAUGUGGACGCUGCAACAUCCAUUGGUUAUACGCCACUACAUCAGACCGCACAGCAGGGACAUUGUCAUGUUGUCAAUCUAUUGUUGGAACAUAAGGCGAAUGCCAAUGCCCAGACGGCGAAUGGACAGACACCAUUGCAUAUUGCACGCAAAUUGGGUUAUAUAAGCGUUUUGGAUUCAUUAAAAUCGAUUACAAAUGAGCCGGAGGAUGCAACACAAACUCAAGCUGAUGAAAAAUAUCGUGUUGUUGCACCAGAGGCGAUGCAUGAGUCGUUUAUGUCGGAUUCGGAGGAGGAAGGCGGUGACACAAACGAUUGGGAUCCAUGUUAUGGCAUUAAGGGUGAUCGAAAUACGAAUGAAGACCACGUUUAUCUUCCAUAUUACCAGGGCGAAACAUACUUUAUGUCUAGCGAAGAUAAUAUGUUAUCCGAUCAGCCAUACCGUUAUUUGACAGUUGAUGAAAUGAAAUCCUUAGGCGAUGAUUCCUUGCCGAUCGAUGUAACACGCGACGAACGUAUCGACUCGAAUCGCAUGAUGACACACAGUGCUGAAUAUGCCGGCGGUGUUGGGGGCCAACCGCAACAGCAAGCCAUUGCCGAGGAGCUAAUAAGUCCACAUAAGGCUCAAGUUCAUGGUGCUGGUAAAUCGAUUGUUGAUGGCAUUUACAUGGGUAAUGGUUAUCAUGAUGAACAAAAGUAUGUGGGCCGAAAGCUCUCUUGGAAAAGUUUUCUUGUUUCCUUCCUUGUGGACGCCCGUGGCGGUGCAAUGCGUGGUUGCCGACACAGUGGCGUGCGCAUGAUUAUACCCUCACGAUCUACUUGUCAACCGACUCGCGUCACUUGCCGCUAUGUUAAGCCCCAACGCACUAUGCAUCCACCACAACUAAUGGAAGGUGAAGCUUUGGCAAGUCGAGUGCUGGAAUUAGGACCGGUAUCGACUAAAUUUAUUGGACCCAUUAUUAUGGAGGUGCCACAUUUCGCUUCAUUGCGCGGCAAAGAGCGCGAAAUUAUCAUAUUGCGCAGCGAUAAUGGUGAGACCUGGCGCGAGCAUACAAUUGAUAAUUCUGAGGAGAUUAUGCAUGAUGUAUUGCAACAGUGUUUCGAACCAGAAGAAAUUGCACAACUUGAAGAACAAGGCGGUAAUCAUGUUUGCCGUUUUGUCACCUACGAUUUUCCACAAUACUUUGCUGUCGUUUCACGUAUACGUCAAGAGGUGCAUGCUAUCGGACCCGAAGGUGGCAUGGUAUCCAGCACUGUGGUGCCACAAGUACAGGCCGUUUUCCCACAGGGUGCACUCACCAAAAAGAUCAAAGUGGGCUUGCAGGCACAACCAGUCGAUCCAGAUCUAACUGCUAAACUACUUGGUCGUGGCGUCGCAGUCUCGCCAAUUGUAACGGUCGAGCCACGGCGUCGUAAAUUCCAUAAGGCCAUCACAUUGAGUAUGCCCGCACCCAAGGCACAUAGCCAGGGCAUGAUAAAUCAAUAUUCCGGCAAUACACCCACACUACGCUUGCUCUGCUCCAUAACAGGUGUAUUUCGGAAAAGAUCUCUAAAAGGUGGUCCAUCUCGUGCACAAUGGGAAGAUGUAACUGGAUCCACACCGUUGACCUUUGUAAAUGAUUGUGUGUCAUUUACGACAACCGUCUCUGCAAGAUUUUGGUUGAUGGACUGCAGAAACAUAUCGGAGGCUACCAAAAUGGCAACCGAGUUAUACAAAGAGGUAAUCCACGUACCAUUCAUGGCUAAAUUCGUAGUUUUCGCCAAGAAAGUGGAGCCAUAUGAAGCCCGAUUACGUGUUUUCUGCAUGACCGAUGAUCGUGAGGAUAAAACUCUCGAGAAGCAAGAGCUUUUCACUGAAGUUGCCAAAAGUCGAGACGUUGAGGUACUCGAAGGCAAGCCACAGUUUAUCGAAAUGGCUGGAAAUUUAGUGCCAGUAACAAAAUCUGGUGAUCAAUUGCAAUUGCCCUUCAAAGCAUUCCGAGAAAAUCGUCUGCCAUUCACUGUACGUGUUAAGGAUCAGCAUGCUGAUAUUGUGGGUCGUACGCUGUUUAUGAAAGAACCCAAAGUUGCUAAGGGUGAGCCACCGCAACAUCCUAUCUGUAUUUUGAAUAUUGUAUUACCGGAAAUCGUUAUACCGGAUACAACUACCGAGUUCAGCGAUAAGAUCACCACCGCCUACCGCAGUUCGCUCUACAGUUUGAGUAAACAUCAGAAUGAUCAUUAUAUUGGCGAUAUACGCAUUGUUGACUUAUCCAAUUUACUGGGAAAGGAUUGGAUACAGUUGGCCUCUGAAAUCGGUAUAAGUACGGAAGAGAUAGAUGAGAUAAUCAAUCAAAAUACUGAUAGUAUUGCGCGGCAGGCCCAGAGCAUGAUCCGUCUGUACAAGGAUAAACCUAAUUAUGAUAUACACGCCUUGGAGGCAGCGCUUAAGAAUAUCGGACGUGAUGAUAUCAUGAAGAAAUGUAAAAGUGGACGACUUUCACAUUCGCGUGAUUUCGAUGAAACAGAUAUCAUGAAGAAUUCGGAAUCUGUCGAGGAGCUCGUGCGGCAAGAGAGCAAACGUAUUCAACAAAUUCACGAUCAUGAGGAAGUUAAAUACUCUGCCGAGGAGAAGGAUGUGGAAGAAUCUGAAUCCGAUGAAGAAAUCACAAAACGCACUGUGGCCGAACGACGUGAGAAGAUCGUAAAACGACUCUCCAUCGAACGACAAAUUCCCGCUUCGACUCAAAAAAAGGAGAUUUCACGUGAAAUCUCCGAAAUAAAGCGUAAGAGCCUUAUAGAGGACAAAAAGGCCAUACAUGAAUCGGAAAUAAUGAUGCAAUUGCCAACAGAUAACAUAGUUAAGUCAACUGUAGCGCCAGAUCAGGUAAUGAAAAUGAAAAUGGGCAAAAUGGAUUCUGCGGAGAUAAGUAAAAGUGAUUUUGAUAAGGAACUGACGCACAAGUUAAAGACUUCCGGACGUAGUUCGGAAGAGGAAGACUCCACACCAGAUUCUAAGGAUGAUGAAAAUACGAAAAUAGUUAAAGACAUUAGCGCUGUCGAAAAGUCAAAGAAAACGCAGUACUCCCCCAUAACAACGGAACAAGAUGCAACAAAACAACUAACGGAAGACUUUUUAAAUGCUGAGAAACAAACUCAACUUCCGGUUGAUGUAACCAUUAGUGAGAAGUUCGUUGAGGAAGUUAAGGAGAAGGAAAUGAAAAUUUCGGAAGCGGUUGAGAAAUCGAGCCAGAAAGUAGAAAAGAUUAUAUCUGUAUUUGAGAGUGGCAAGCAGGAAGAGGACGUACAAACAGACAAAGACAGCACAAGUAGUAAGACGUCUGUUACAACCGAAACCAUACAAACUAUCUCUGAUGAAAAAGCUAAAGGUAGUUCUAUUGAGGAAAAAAUUGCCGACUUUGAAGCGAGAGGAGUUACUUAUGAUAUGAAAUCAGUGAUACCAAAAGAGUUAAAGAAACAUGAAGACUCACAAGUAGAGGAGCUCGAAAAGGAACAUUAUGAACCCAUUAAGCCUUUUGAUGAAACGUUAACCGAAGAUUUUUUGAUAACGGAACAGAACACUGAAUUGUCUCUCGUAACAAAAUCUACUAAAGUAGCUACUGACAUCGAUCAAGUAAUAAAAGAUACAACUAAUAUAACUACAACGACAGCUCCAGUGGCUGAGAAAAGGACAUCUCUUGUUGAGAAAACGCCCGAGCCAAAGGCACGCUCAACCAUUUUCAUCGGUGAAGAGGAGAGUGCUGAUGCUAAAACUAAAAGCACAGAAAUCAUAAAAGAAAUCGGGGAACAGAUUGAAAAAGAGGGCGCAACUACAUCUACUGAGACGCGAAAAAUAACAGAAGAUUUCUUGACUAUGGAACAACAGUCACAAGAGGAAAGAAGGAAGACUGUGAGUGAGCUGGCAACUUGCACAGCAGAUUUAAUGGAAACAACUGCUGAGAUCUUUGAGACCACAACAGAUUUGGAACAAGCAACGAAGGGCGUUGAGGAUAGCAAAACGCACCUGAAGGCAGCCUCCAAAGAAUGGAUUGAGACCAGGCAAACUGACAUUUCAAUGCUCACAUCAGAUCUCACAGUAACAGCAAAGAAAUUAGAAGAUGAAAUAUCAACUGAGCUGUCGGCUAAGGUUAUCGAAACUAAAGAAAUCGCCCGGGAAACCAAGGCUGAAACUGUUGAGAAAGCGGAGAGCAAAAUUGGUGAUACUAUGAAAGAGCUGCUUGAGUCCAAGGAGUUGGUGAGCAAAAUUUCAAGUCCUAAAGAGAAAUCUGACGGCAUGGAGUUUGUUACUACUGAAAGUGAGCAGAAAGUUUUCUCCAUCCAACCAACACUGCCACUGCAAAGUGUGGAAAUCAAUAAAUUAACACAAGAUUUCUUGGCUAUGGAGCAGCAAACCCAAUUGCCAUAUACAAUGGAACCAAAAGCAAAAGAAGUUGAACCAUAUGAACUGUUGAAAUCAGCCACGCAUACAAUUGUGCCAUCUGUUCAGAGCUCUAAAGUAGUUCCCGACGUGUCAGCUGACUUCAUUGAUAGGCAGCAGGAAAAAUUACUCGGAGAUUUCGAAGAACACGCUACAGAUGUUGUGUCUAAAGAAGUAGAGCCACAUGUGGUCGUACAAACUACCGAAGCUAAAAACGUUAUGAGCGAUUUAAUUAAAACAACGAGCGUUAUUAUGGCGACCGUGCCAAAAGUGGGUACAGAGGAAGCUGUUAAGUCACUAGAACAGAGUCUAGCUGACAUUCAAACCAAAGAUAAGGAUACCAGUAGCACCACAACAACUACACAGCAAACCAAACAUGAAACCCCAUCAGACACAACUCAAAUAGAUUUCGAACCGGAAAUAAUUAUUGACGAGAAAACAACAACACUAAAAAUUAGUUCAGCUGCUACGGACACAGUCAAAGAAGAGAGCAUCAAACUUGUAGAAUCCAUUAAAAAGCUUGAAGAAACCAUAAAAGUGGUGGAUAAGUCACAAGCGGAUGGCAUUGAGUUGGCCGCACCAAUUAGUGAUACAGACAAAGUGUCUGCAACAGGCAUCCGCAAGCUAACUGAAGAUUUCCUAACCAUAGAGCAGACUACACAGUUCUCAACCAGCACAAAACCGAUUAAAGAAACAAUAGUAACAGACACUUUUGGAAAAACCGCGACAUUACCUAUUCAUGAGAAACCAGAGGAGCAAACAGAAAGUGUCAGCACUAUCGGUUUGAGCGAGGAAAUUAAUAAGAUAGUUAGUGAAGCAGCAACGAAAAUCGAUGCAAUUAAAAUGACCGAUAGUUUCUUGGCCGCAGAACAGCAGCAGCGAACACAAUUUCCAAUUGUCACCAAAUCGCCAACAACAAACAUACAAACUGUUACGGAAACUGUGCAAAAAUUCGGCGAUGACUUGGCUGCGCCAGCACCAAUUGAACCGCGGAAAUCGAUAACACUCACCGACGCUGAAUUCUGUAAGUCAGUCGAGGAAACGAUCACCAAGAAGAUGAGUGCGGGACAAAUUGAAAUAAGUGAUGAGCUCAAAACGAUUGCGAGCGACAUACCACAUUCUCAGACCCCACCGCCAACACCGAUUGAAACCAAAACUGACAGACAGCGCGCUGAGGAAUCACCGCCACGAGAAACCGCCGUUGGAAAUGAUAAUUUAAUUGAUACUGUGAUCACUUUACAUAAGACCACAGAAUCGACAUUCGAACGUGUUUCGGGAAUUUCAAAAAUCGAAACCAUAGAAGAAAAAUUCGUUUUAGAUGAAGAUUCAUUCCGAAAUAUUGGCGAUCACGCGAGAGAAAAGCAAAUUAUUUUUGAUGAUAGAGAUAAAGAUGAGAAAACUAAAUUGAUCGAUUUUGAUGAAGAUAUCGAUAAUAACAAAGACAAUGACUUUUAUAUAGAUAGUGAUGCUGAUGAAGAUGAUGAUUAUAAAGACACUGACGAUGAUGAUGAUGAAGAUAGAAGCCGGAAAGCUGGUCGUGUUGAACUCUUCGAUAUGGGUGCCACCAUACGCAAAGAGGCUACAGUGUUGAUCGAUAAUGUUUUGGAAGAAAGCGUUAAUAUUAUUACCAAUCAACAACAACGCCAAAAACAGCAGGAACAACAAACAGAAACUAAUGGUUAUGAUUCACUGAAACAUGAAUAUAAUUCAGAAAGUGAAAAUUAUGCAAUCACUUGCGACGAUAUCGGUGGCUUAGAUGUUGUCAAAUCACCGACAAUUGAAUCGAUGUCGGGUAAAUCAUUUGAUGAUAAUAUGAGUUUCACUGAUGAACAGUGGCAUGCCACUGUGACGGCAACAACAAUUGGUGUUGCGGCCACAACGGCCACAACGAACACAACUACAGCCCUACAACAACAACAAUUGCAUGAUUUGAUGCAAUUCAAAGACGAUUACGGACCAAUGGGCAAAACUGAACUAAUUACAAUGACAACAACCACUACAGCACAAAUGGCCACAACAUCUAGAGCAGCAACAACACUUGGUGAUGCUGGUGGUAGUAGUGAUAAUGGCGCGGUUGGUAGUGUAGUUGAUAGUGAUGUCGUUGCUGAUGCAAUGACGAAGACAAAAGGUACUAGUGAUUCCAAAAGAGUUAAAGAAGAUCCCACUGCGACAAAUUCUCGACGAAUUGAACACAAAUUCGAAAAGCUCACAACACAUUUCGGUGUCGGUGAUAUCGACGAACAGGCGUCGGCGUUCGAUGCGAAUUUCGAUACAAUGGUGCAUGACGAUGAGAUAAGUAAUUUGCAAAGUGACUUUUCGAAAAUGAGUUGGGACGAUAGCGUCUCGCCGACUACAAAUACAUUGGGCGAUAUCGGUCUGAAUACACCCGAUAAUGAUAUACAAGAUAUAGCAGCAGAGACAGGCUUUGAAUUCGCUAAAUCAUCUGAAACCACCCCAGUACCAACUAGUGUUUCGACGACGUCUACUGUCCCAACUGGAUCCGAUGCACCCACACCCAAGCCACGCGUUGCGAAGUCAUCCUCGCCAGUUAGAGAUAUUAUUGGCGAAUAUACGACACAACCCGUUAAAAGCGAUGAAGUACCCAGCACUACCGACUCACUUGAAAUCUUGCCCGAUCUUUCGAUAUCUACUCCUGUACCAAGACCACGCUUACAAAUUAAACCGACCGAUUCCUUUAAGAAUUUAGCUGCGUUGGCAGCUGCCGAGCACUCGGAUAGCGUUAGUUUGCGUAGUUUGGACAUGACUGAAGAUUUUUCAAAAACGGAUGAUAUAUCUACUGAAAUUUCUAUUAAAUCUUCACAUGCACGUGAUUAUCCUACAACUACAACUAUAACAACCGCUUCUGAAGAUCGCACCGAAUCACUAGAGCCAACUAGUGAAAUAUCAGUUGACGAUGCUGAUGCCGACGUGGACACCGAAAAGUCGGAAGUCUCAGAUGGUAGAUCAAAGACAAGCUUUUACAUUGGCGAAUCUAGUCGUAACGUCAUUAAAACUACACCCACACGACCAGAAGGCGAAUUGGAGGCGCCAGAAGCACUAGAAAUGGCAGAAACUGAAAGUAUAAAUGGUGCCACAAUUGAAGCAGAGGAUGUGGCUUUGAUGAAAGAGAUUUCUGUUGACUCCGACGAAAGUACCGAUGCAUUUAAAGAAUAUGUGACCAUGAAGCGCGAAACAGAUGAAACCGGAAGCAAAAUUGUACGACAGAGCUCUGAGACGAGAAAUGAUCUGUUGGAACAAGAUCCAGCCAAAGAAAAGCAGGCAGAAGCAGACAAGGUGUCUACUACUUUUGAAGUUUCUGCUGAGAUUUCUCAAGCUGCCAAAGCAGCAUCUGAAAGCGAUUCAAAACACAAACCCGAUUUGCCAUUGGAGAAAAGUGAAUGGGAGACAACAGAAAAAGAGAUUCCAACAGGCAAGCCUAAGGUGGUACACUCACCUCAACAACUGAGUGAGUUGCCAAAAGCUUUGAUUGAUGAAGAAAUGGUCGCCAGAACAUUGGAAGAAGCACAAGAAUCCUUGAACGCGGCAAAAAAUGAACUUAAAUUCAUUGUGAAGGAUGGAAAAUCAAUUAAGGAGUCACCAUCUGAAUUCGAGUUUCGUUCGAUUUCACAUACACUCCUCAGCGCUGAGAAAAAAGAGAAAGUUUUGAUCGAAGAAGACAUCGUGCCAAAGGUAAAGCAAGCAACCGUCUUUUCAGAAGAAGAGGAUAUUUCUUCAUUCAUUGGUAUACCGGAUACUGUAAAGGAGUCAACCAAUUUGAUUACGGUAGAACCUGCAGAACGAAGUGAAGGACUCUUUGAGGCAACUACAAAGGACACUUUGAAUAAAGAAGCUGUAGUUACGCACUAUGCCCAAGAUAUUUUCGAAGGUGUGAAGCAGGACAUCAGAGACGAGCACAGUUCUUUGGGCUUUGUAUCAACUGGCACUGCUGACGACUACAGCUCAAUGGAGGAAUACGCUGCCAAGGAAGAACAUGCUUCUCUCGGCUUUGUAUCAACAGAAACUGUUGAAGACUUUAGUUCGAUGGAAGAUUACUAUCAGGAAAAAAUUGCUAAAGCUACCAUUGUCACGGAACGUUCGGGACCGAUAAGUAGAUCGCCUGUUGAAGAUACUACGCAUGGCAGCGCAUCAGUAUUUUCGGAAAUUAGUUCAGAACAGACAAUGAAACCAUUUGAAGAAGUAACGCAUCGUAUCAAAUCUGAAACUGGGUCAGCUGAUGCCACGAAUAGAUGGUCAGUGCCGGAAAUCGAGCAAUCGAGCUCCAGUGAGAGUUACUACAGAAGUUUGGAUAAAAAUGACAGUCGUCCACUCUCAUCAGAUGUCGACAAUUUACUAACCCAAGCGAAUUCCUCGGAAUACCAAACUGCAUUGGACGUUUCGUCGGUGACACGCGAGGCCACGGAAUAUAUUAGUGCCGUGAGCACGCUGGAGUCCAGCAGCGGCAAAACCUUAAGUUCGCACGAAAGCAUGAAGAGCUUUGACUCACAGUCAGAUACUUCGGCUAAUUUAGGCAGCAUUGAUGUGUCGGAGCUAUCUGAAACUUUAAUUGCAUCCUCCACAGAAGCUGACGCUUUAGAGGCCGAAGAAUUGGCACAUAUUCGUGACUUACGUGAUGAUGACGAGGAUAGUGAUAACAAUCUCGAUAUUCAAGAUUACAAAAAGACCGAACAACAAAUUCAAAGAUCUUUAAUGAAACGCUCACAAGAAAUGAUAUUUAAACCGAAGGUUGAAGAAACUAAGCCAGAAGAGAAACAUUUUGAAACGGUUACUGUAGAGGAGUUCCCGAAGCCAAAAGAAAUAGAAAAGUCAUGGGGCUUGGCUUAUCCUGUUGAUGAAGGUAAAAUAGACGAUCCAAAAGACUUCGAAAGGCCUGAAGAUAUUUUACUUUAUCACGGCGAUAUGAGACGUUCAAUCGACGAUCCUAAAUUGGCAUCGAGCUUGGACGAAGGUAGUAUUCUUUCAGUUAGCAUGUCGAGCACAUCAAAUAUCGAGACUGUGGUAGAGAAUUUUGAAGAUAUGAUUGGUUCGGCUGGAUCUUCGUCGCUGACAGGCAUUGAAGGCUUUGCUUUUCCACAUGAUGAACAGCCAUCAUCAUUCCAAGAGCAUGAAGAAACAUUUGCGAUGGAAAUGGAGAGCAGAGAACAUUCACCUCAAGACUCUGCUGCAACAACGCCGCCGGGUGAAGCGCGUAAACGUGGCCAUAAGCGCAGUGAAAGCACUUCAAUUACGGGUGAUGUUUUAAAAUCGAUUACUGAUAAAGAGCUCCCAGCGGUAGGAGAAAAUAAAGAGUCGGAAAGCGAAUCAGAUACAGAUCCCUACGAAUCAGAAUAUACGAGACAAUUUCGUUCACCAAACGAGCGAAAAAACAACAAGAAGAAGAAGCAAGCAGCUGCUGAAAUGGACCACAGUUUUGAGCUCGAAAAACGGCCAUUUACUCCAUCACAGCUUGUCUCCGAGGUUAUAGUUGAGGAUAGCAUUACAGAAGAGAUGGAGGCCGAAGCCAUUGAAGAAGAACGUCGACCAUCACAGAAUAUGCAAGAUUAUUCGGUCAUACCAGAUAUAACAGUAACUGAGGAUUUUCAAAAAUCACCAAGUCUAGAGGAAAAUGCCGAAGGAUUUGAGGAGAAAUCAUUAUACAAAGUAAAAACACAGGAUGAACUACAUAAAGCCGCCGAUGAGCCGCUUCACCAGCCAAAGCACAUGGAUAAGAGUGAAGAAACCUUUCAAAAACUAGUUCAAGAACAAUAUAAGCAAAAACUUGCUGAUCUUCACCGGCCUCAAGUUGGAGACAGUGAUUACGACGACGACAAGGCACCCGACUCGCCAGACUCUUUUGAAAUGGUGGACCAGCCAGAUAUUUCUGAUGAUUUUGUAAUAAUCGAAGAAGUCGCCAAGGAAGCCGACGAAGCCGAUCUGGGUGGAAAGAGUAUUAAAAUUCAGCCCACGAAAUACGAAUCGAAGCAUGAUGAAGAUGUUGAGAAAAUUAUCAUUAAAUCAGCUCCAGCUGACCCCAAAUUGGGAUCACAAAUAUUCCGUGAUGACUUGAACUUUGAAUUCGAAGAGAGUCCACCAACUGCAGGCAGUAGUAGUGACCCGCAAGAGGAAAGCGACUCGGGUGACAUGGCUUCUUCGAACAAGCGCUGGGUUGAAAUGCAACUUACAGACACACAACUUCGCUAUCCAUAUGACAUUACCGGUGGCGUAUUGGAAGACAUCAAAGAGGAGGAUGGUGAAUUCGAAGUGGGCAGCAGUCGUAUAAGCAGUUUUAAGGACUCAUUCUCCAGUACUCCCGAGUACGACGUUAUGGCAGCACGACGCUACUAUGCACGUGGCGAACACGACGAUGUGUCCAUGAGCAGUUUGCAAGAGUUCGAGUCGUUAGAGCAGGCAAUUUCAUUGGAGAAUCGUAAUAAAACCCAUCAAGGUUCAACAGAUUCCAGCAACGGCAGUUUUACACGGCGUUAUAUGGUACGUCAUAGUGGCAGCGCCACUGCUCAGGGAGAUGACGUCUCAAUUUCCAGCCUUAAGGAGUUUGAAGGUCUCGAAAAUGCAUGCAUUGAAGCGCACCUGAUUGAGAUCAAGGCAAAAGAAGAAGCCGCCAUGCUAUCACGCUCGGACGACUCAAACAAGUCCAAUGAAAGUGAUCGGGAAAAUGGUGCAUCCAAUGUUGUUGUCAGCAAAGUAACACGUACUGUCACACGUACCGAAGUAUUGCCGGCACAACAACACAAUAUUGAAGCGUUGCUCAAACAGAAACUCGAAGAGUGUGAAGGUCGAGAGUCAGCGUUUAAAAUAACAGAAUUGUCAACAGAGCCAUUAGAGGCAAAAGUGAAAUUGAACAAACAGGAUUCGGAGAAGGGUAGCGCAGAUAGUUUGGAAAUUAACAAAAGUCUCGAUAUGCGCUCCAGUAGUAUUGGUAGUUUCGAAAUUUCUAAAGACGCCACCACACGCUCAGACAUCGAUUCGUUGGAAACGGACCGCAAGCAACCGACACGAGAAGAAAGCAUCGAUUCCAUGGAUAAUGAGCAGUUUGACUUAUUGGCAAGAUUCACUGCGGGUGAAACUACACUCGGCGAAGGUUUAACAACCACUACCACCACUACUACAACUACAACAGAUGCCGAGGGACAUGAGCACAUCGUUACACAAACCGUUACCACAACGACUAGCGGGAGUGGCAACGCCACUUUGGAUUUCCCAACUGAACAAAUACCCAAAGAUGCAUCAGCCGACUCGCUCUGCAUAGAACAGACCAAUACGAGUUCGGCAGGCACAACCGCCACUUACCAGACUAGCGCUGGUAAUUCGCAAAUGUCUGGCAGUGUUACCAGUUGUGCAUCAAGUACAUUGAUGGAAGACUCCUUUCCAGGUGCAAACUCUAGCUUAACGUCGUCUAGUUUUUGGUCGCACGAAGAAUCGACGGUUGUGGAAGAUAAGAAUGUAUUGGAGGAAGUGUUGCUGGAAGAUGCCGAGGCACUGAAGCGACGACAAGUUCAGUAUAGACAAGAGUACGACGAUCAACAUUAGAAGUAGAGGAAGAAGAAGAUGAUGAUGAUGUGGAAUAGAGGAAAGAUGGAUACAAUUAGAAUAAAAUACACGCAUAAAAUUACAUAAUUAAGGAAUUACAAGCUUUUUAUACUUACAUCAAUGGUUAGAUUUAAAUAAGUAAACGCAAACUCAUGCUUUGUUAAUGAUGGAAACACUGAGGAAAAGGCCUGGAGAUUUCGAUAAAAAUAAAAUUAAAAAAUUCCCUGUAGUAAAAUCAAGCAUAGAAUUUCAAUAUAAUAUUAUCGACGCAUCGAAAUUAAUAAAAUACACAUUAAACUAUGAAAUAUUUCCAGUUUCCUUAAAAUAAAAUUUUUAGCAAGAAAUUAUAAACAUUACGCAAAGUUCUUAAUCCACUCAUUCGAUAUGCCACAUAACAAAAAAUUUAUUGUUAAAUAAAAUUGAUUUUGGACGAAACAUACACAUAAUAUUAUAUGUACAUUAUGUACAUGCAUAUAUGUAUACUGUGUGGUAAGAAAUAUUUGAUUUGGUACAAAAAUACUAUUAUUCUGUAAAACGACCCUUUAAGUGUCUAUUGUUUCUAAAUAAAUACAUAAAUGCAUUCAUAUUUUUUGUUGAUCGGCUUAAAAUUGUGAAAACUAAAUGUCUAAGAAAAUUAAAAAAAAAAGACGAAAAUAUUUAAUAUACAUACGUGUACGAGUACAUAUGUACUUGUAGCUACUUUUAAUAUAAUAUAUAUGUUGUAUGUACUUUUUUAAACCAUCAAAUUUUCUACAAUGCUUUUGAUUAAGUAAACUGUUUAUGCGAGAUAAAUGAUACUGGUAUGGCAUAUUAGCGAAGAGGAUUGAUAGAAGAAGAAUAACGUUCGGUGAAAAUGAAUUUAAUAUUUUUUAAAAAUUAUUUAAAUAUAUAUUAUUAGUCUUAUGUAAUAUAAUUUAAGCUGCUUUAAAGGAUACAUGCGUAUAAGUUUGCACAUGUAUUUAUGCCUUAAUAAAAAUGCAAAUAAAAAAUAAAGAAAAAAAUAA
Messenger RNA from Ceratitis capitata (Mediterranean fruit fly), 15751 nucleotides. Its product is annotated as ankyrin-3. Gene Ontology annotation, biological process: protein localization to T-tubule; signal transduction; regulation of cardiac muscle contraction. Bases 303 to 14747 code for a protein of 4814 amino acids. Gene Ontology annotation, molecular function: protein binding. Gene Ontology annotation, cellular component: T-tubule. Lineage: Eukaryota; Metazoa; Arthropoda; Insecta; Diptera; Tephritidae. The transcript has 24 exons. The record is from RefSeq and is a predicted model, not a curated record.